Messenger RNA from Henningerozyma blattae CBS 6284, 3213 nucleotides. RefSeq lists its product as uncharacterized. The record is from RefSeq and is a predicted model, not a curated record. Lineage: Eukaryota; Fungi; Ascomycota; Saccharomycetes; Saccharomycetales; Saccharomycetaceae. The coding region runs from base 1 to 3213 and encodes 1070 amino acids. The transcript has a single exon.
AUGUCGGAUUAUUUCACUCUAACUCACGAUCCUCAAGUGUCUGCUCCCGUAGAAGCUUCUCAAAGAGAAUCCUCCAAUAAUGCUACCAUAAUAGACCAAGUCAAAAAUGAAACUGUUGUGGAAAACUCCGAUAGUUUAUCUACUGGCUCCUUAGAAAAAGUUCAAACCAAAAACACUACAAUCACUCUGGGAACCAGCACCACAGCCACAACAAGUACCACUGCAGCUACUAACAACAACAACAACAACAACAACAAAUUAUCUGCCACACAAACUGAAUCAUUUGUGGCCAAUUUCGCAAACACAAAUGGGCUACAACAACUUGCAUUCUCCAAAGAAUCAGAUUUCCAUUCUCCAUUAUGCACAACUAUUCCAAUCCCCAAUCAAAUCCCCAAUACUGCAUCUGAUACAAACGAUUUAUACGAUGGGAAAUACGUUGCUGAAUACCCCACCAUCAUCUUAGCUGAUAGAUUCCAUAAAUGGAAGAAAAUUUUGAAAUCUUUGAUCGCCUAUUUAAGAGAAGUAGCUUUUGCUCAAGAACAAUUUGCAAGAAUUAAUAACCAAUUACGUUCCAGUGUGAAAUUUCCCUUCUUGACUGAUUUGGAUGAUACAACAAAUCAAAUUAUCGAUCCCUUUGGUAAAGAUGAUCAACAUCCAACUGCCUUUGCUGCAUCAGGUUUCAUGAAUUUCGGUGAAGGUUCCAUUCAAGAUAUUCAAGUUGUUUUGAAAAAAUAUCAUUGUUCCAUGGCAAAUCAACAAUACAAGAUUGCCAAAGAAAUUACUACUGCUUUGAUCCCCAAAUUAGAAGUCGUUAAAAAGGAUUUGACCAACAAGAUUAAAGAAGUGAAACUGUUACAUAAUGAUUUUAGAACAAAUUUGGAAUCACAUUUAAAAAUUACCAACAAUUUAUUAUCCAAAUAUACUUCAUCAGUACGUUUCAUGAAUAAAUCACAUCUAACAAAUGGUAACCAUUUACAUUAUCAAAAUAAUUUUAAACCAAAACAUGACCCUUAUUUGUUGAAAUUACAAUUGGAUUUACAAUUGAAAAGACAAUUGGCAGAAGAAAAUUAUUUACAAGAAGCUUAUAUAAAUUUACAAUCAGCAGGGAUGCAAUUAGAAAAAAUCAUCUAUUCAAGAAUCCAAUACAUUUUACAACGUUUCUCCGGUCUAAUGGAUUCAGAAGCUCGUCUCAUGAUUAAAAACUUGUGUCAUGAAUUACAACAUGGUAUUUGUUCAAAACCUCCUGCAAUUGAAUGGGAUCAAUUCGUAAGUUAUCAUCCAACUUGUCUAAUGAAUUGGAAAUCCACUGAUCCAAUCCCAAGAAAGAGAAAUCUAGCUGAUAUUGUUUAUCCUGAAAUGAAAUCAAAGAUGUCUAAAUGUAUUAGAGCAGGUUAUUUAAAUGAAAUGUCUUCUUUUAGAAAACAAUCCAAACCACAAAAAAAUUUCUUUGUUUUAACUGCAAAUUAUCUUCAUAAAUUUGAAAGUAAAAAUUUCUUCUCCACAAACAAUACUACCGUCACACCUAAUCCUUCAUCCAAUCCUUCUUAUUCUAAUACAACUUCCACUAAUACUACUACUUCUAUUUCUACUGCUACUUCUACUGCUACUGCUACUGCUACUGCUACUCCUACUCCUACUCCUACUCCUACUCCUACUCCUCAUCAUAAAUCUUCUAUCGUUCCUCUAUUAAGUAUAUCGUUAAAUGAUUCAACUUUAACUGAUUUUACCGAUACUUCCUUUGUCUUGGAGGGGAAACCUAUAGUUAACCUGGAUGAAUCUAAAACACCUUCAUCUCUCUCCCAUAAGGCAAGUUCUACAAAUAUGGUAACUCCAAAUAAAUUGAUUACAACUCAUUCUUCCAAUAGUAAUUUACAACAACAAAUUACUGCAACAACUAAUGAAGCUCAAAAAAUUAUUGGUAAAUCCAAGAUUCAUAAAUUUUUGAAAAGUUCCUCCAAUUCUUCAAAAAAUCAAAAUGUCAUCUCUAAAAGUAACACCGAAUUAACCAAAUUCUAUGCUUCACAACAACAUGAAUAUUCAGAAGUUGUUAGAUGGACUUUUUCAUUACCAUCAGAUGCUACUGAAGAAGAACGCAAAUUAUUUAAAAAAUGGAUUCAAGAUUUAAAAACAUUGACCUCUUAUAACUCUACAAAGGAAAGAUUGAAAUACAUUGAAGAAAAAUAUUUGAAACAUCAUCAUAAUACCCACAAUCAACAACAACAAACUUCUCAUCAUCAUAAUACUAAUAAUAACGGAGAAAGACCUACAUUUAUUCAAAUUGCUCCAACUCAACCAUUUUUGGAUCCAAACGGGUCUUUCCAAAGAGCAAAUAUUAAUACCCCAGCUAUUGAUGAUAAAGGUAAUCUGAUAACCAUGGCAGGUAGAAUGACCUAUAAUCAUUCCAAGACUUCUCCUCUUUAUUCACUAGGCACAACAAAUAAUAUGAUGACAGGAGCUACUUCUAAAAAGGCAUCACCAAGUUUAAGUCAAGUUGGAUUUAGUUCUCAGAAUCAAAACUUAAAUAUAGGAGGUUCCAAACAAAAUCCAGUAUAUCCAACACCAGGAAUUGUAUCUCCAAACAUAAUACUAAGCUCUUCUAAAGGUGAAGAAUCAGAUCAAAGUAAUGGUGGUUAUUUUGCAAUUCCAGUAGGUCAUACAUCCACUUCAUAUACCGGUGUUCCAAGUUCAUCUUCAUCUACUCCAAAUUAUCAAGACUUAAUGCAACAAGUUUCACGUACUACAACUAAAUCUGGAGGUAAAUCUCAAUCUAAUGUCACUACUCCUGGUUUGAUGGUAACACCUUCUGAACAUCUUAUUGUAGCUCCUGCAUUAAUUAGAUCCAAUUCUGAUACUGCCGGUACAAACUUACAAUCUUUAGCAAGAACUCAAAGUGCAUCAAGCGCAUCAACUUCACCACAACCACCAUUGUCUCCAAAAUUGAAUGGUGAAGGUAAAUUGGGGGAUGCUAUGUAUAAAACUAAAAGUAAUAGUGCACACAACUUGAGUUCUCCAAGAGUUCAACCAAUUAGAAAACACAAGAAAAAUGUCUCAUUCGGUUCUUUAAAUAGUUUAAUGUUUUCAAAAAAAGGUGCCGCUUCAUAUGGUAAUGGUAUUUUGAUGACCGAUGGUAUUCAAGAGACAGAUGAUGAUAAUAUUAAUCCACCAUCUAUUAAAUUAAACAAAUCAAUUUAUAAAAAACCUACUUCUACAUGA